AUGAAGUCGGCCCUGUUUCUCUCCCUGUUCGCGGCAGCUGGCGCCAUAGAGCUCACGAAGGACUCUUUCCGGGAUCCGCGGGAGACGUGGGAUGAGAAGACGGCAGGCAAGAGCGUCUUCGUGAAGUUCUUCGCGCCCUGGUGCGGUCACUGUAAGGCCAUGAAGAAGGACUGGGACAAGCUCAUGAAGGAGUAUGCCAGUCAUGAUUCGAUCUUGGUCGCAGAUGUUGAUUGCAUCGGCGAGGGCAAGGCCAUGUGCGACGAAGUGGGCGUGGAAGGCUUUCCGACCAUCAAGUACGGAGACCCCGCGAACCUCGAGGACUACGAGGGAGGCCGGGAGCUGACAGAACUCUCGAAGUUCGCAAAGGAGAACUUAGGACCCAGGUGCGGCCCCGCCAACUUGGAGCUCUGCGAUGCAGACAAGAAGAAACAGAUCGAGGAGUUCCUGGCAAUGCCAGCAGCUUCCUUGAAGAAGGAGAUCGAGGCGAAAGAUGAGGAGAUCUCGGCAGCCAGCAAGGAGCACGAAAAGUUUGUGGAGUCGCUGCAGAAGCAGUACGAGGAGUCCGAGAAGAAGCUGACGGAUGCCAAGCAGCGCAUCAAGGACAGUGGGCUCGGGCUGAUGAAGGCCGUGAAGGCGUACCGGAAGACGGUCAAGAAGGAGGAGCUCUGA
This is a messenger RNA of Symbiodinium natans, 669 nucleotides long. Lineage: Eukaryota; Dinophyceae; Suessiales; Symbiodiniaceae. The record is from the annotation of a GenBank genome assembly.